GGUGGAGGGUGGUGGCAGAGCUUAGAAGUCCGCGAGUCUGGCAAGUGAACUGUGGGGCGCGCGGGGCGGGCAGCAGCGGAGCCUGCCGGAGCGCGCCGGGCACAGCCGCCUCCGUCCCGGGCGCGGGCAGUAGGAUGGAGCUGAACUCCCUGCUGCUGUUGCUGGAGGCGGCCGAGUACCUGGAGCGCCGGGACCGAGAGGCUGAGCACGGCUACGCCUCGGUGCUGCCCUUCGACGGCGACUUCGCCAGGAAGAAAACAAAGGCGGCCGGCCUGGUGCGCAAGGCCCCGAACAACAGGUCUUCACACAAUGAACUAGAAAAGCACAGACGAGCCAAGCUCAGACUCUACUUGGAACAACUGAAGCAGCUGGUGCCUUUGGGCCCAGACAGCACGCGCCACACCACACUGAGCCUCUUAAAGCGUGCUAAGAUGCACAUCAAGAAACUGGAGGAGCAGGACCGCAGGGCACUGAGCAUCAAGGAGCAGCUGCAGCGAGAGCAUCACUUCCUGAAGCGGCGCUUGGAGCAGUUGUCAGUGCAGAGCAUGGAGCGCGUGCGCACAGACAGCACCGGCUCUGCUGUUUCCACGGAUGACUCAGAGCAAGAGGUGGACAUAGAGGGCAUGGAGUUUGGCCAGGGUGAGCUGGACAGUGUUGGCAGCAGCAGUGACGCCGAUGACCACUACAGCCUGCAGAGCGGUGGCUGCAGCAAUGGGGGCUUUGGGCGCCCUUGCAGGCGGCCUGGCCGCCCCAGCCUCUUGCCCACUGCUGUGCCAUGCUGGAAGCUCCAGCUGCUGCCUGCCCAGGCUGCCAGCCUCUGCCCUCCUUGCCCAUGGGCAGGGCCCCCUGCAGGGAGGCGGGGCCUGGCACCCACCACCUGGAGCCCAGCGUAGCUGCCCACGUCUAUCCUCCAGUUCUCAAUCAUUCCAGAAGUAUUAAAUGUCAUUGCUGCAAACCUCGGUGGGUGCCGGGUAAGGGGUCUCGUGACCACCUUGGGGAGCCCAGCCCCUGUAUCGGAUUCCAGGAGGAAGCAGUGGAUGGAGGAAGGAAGGAAGGUGCACUUGGCAGUCGUCCUCACAGCUCCUGAGGCGUGGACGGAGCGGAAGGCUCUGAACCGGGCUGGACUUGGGUGAGCACGCUGAGGCAUGUGGGCAGAGAGGCUGGGCCGCCCGUGCCAAGCUGGCAGCUUCCACUCUGUUAGGAUUGGCAAACAGACAUAUGCACCCAGGCUUGCACCAACACACAUGCUUGCAUGCACAGACACGUGGGGCCCUCAGAGGGCAGAUGUCCUGAGAGGCUGGCCUUUGAGGGUCACUGAGGUGGCCAGUGCUGGUCCAGCCCACCUACACUGGCCCAGGUGGCUCUGUGAGAUCUGCACAGGAAUUGGGCUUCUCUUCCCUGCAAGGCCUGGGAGGGGAUGGGCUGGCAGCUGAACCACUGGGCCCUCCACUUUCUCAUCUCCCUUUAUUUUUCUUCCGUUUCUUGUUUAACUUUUUGAAGUACUGGGGAUUGAACCAGGACCUUCACACUGAGCUAUGUCCCCAGCCCUUUUUUUAACUUCUUAUUUUGAGACAGGGACUCACUAAGUCACUAAGUUUCUCAGGCUGGUCUUGAACUUGGUAAUCCUCCUGCCUCAGCCUCCCAGAGUGCUGAUAUCACAGGUGUGUGCCAUCAUGCCCAGCUUCACUUUCUUAAAAAAAGAAGAAAAAUAAAAGCCACACUGCCCAGCAAGGGCAGCUCCCUUUGAGGGACCUGACCAGUUCUGCCUGUGGCAGAGGCUUUUCCCAAAAAAACAGAACAGAUUUUUUAAAAAGAGAAAAAAGCUCUAAAGACUCGCCAAGAGACGCGAGUGUAUGCGCCUCUAUUUCCUGUAUGAGACUUUUGUACUCUAUUUUCCUAGCUGUCAUGUGUCCUUAUUUGCUGAGGGGUGGGAGUGACCCAGUGUCUCAGGGACCUGUCCUCUGUCACGUUGUCAUAGUGUGCCUUGUGUUCCCUGUCUCCCCUUGCCCACUGCCAUCAGCAUGCCCCUCGAGGCUCACAGGAUGUCCAGGCCUGUGAGCCUAGCAGGUGCCCUCUGUGCCCUCCCCCCAGGCGGUCGUCCCAGCAGCAAUGGUUUCCUGUGUGUGGGGCUGCUACCCAGCUCCCAGUGAGACCUCCCUGCAGCAGGUGGGCACAGCCUGUGCAGCUGGGGACAGCAGGCCUGAUUGCCAAUCCGUAACCUGAUUCAAACCCUGCGAGCCAAUGCAAGGGCUCCAGGAGUCUGACUUUGGCAGCUGAUGAGCACAGCGUUCUCUCUGGUCGUGGGGCCUUCCAGUUCUGAAGUCCUUGUCCCCAUGAACAGGGACCACACAGCAAUACUUGGGUGGUGGCCCUAGGGCUGGUGCACAGCAGUGCCUGCCACCCCUAUGGUGCAUUUGUAACCAAUUUCCAAGUGGCAGGGAAACUUAUGUUUAUCUCUAAUCAUGUCUGUGGCCCCUCAGGGCCGUGGCCUGUGGAAGCAAGAAGGGGUCCGUGGAAGUAGCUCUGGCAUGGAACCUGCCUGACAGGGCAGGAGCUGGGGACAGCAGGAGAACAGGCAUGUGGUGAGGGUCCCUUUUGCAUCUUGGCCCUGCUGGGGAUCAGCACCUAGGAAGGGGUCUGUCUGCCAUGUGCCAGGAACCCAUGUUGAAGGGCCUGGAACUCCAGAGCCAGAGAUGCCAGAGUCCCCAAACCCUCAGCUCCCUGCUCUGUCCCACCUCAGCUCUGCCCCGCAGACUCCAGCCCCGUGCAGGGCACCAGAGUAGCCCCUUGGCCACCCUUCUGGCAGCUCCACCUGUGCCUGCUCAGGCCAUGGCUCCCAUGUGGACUGGGGAGUUGGAGUUGGCCUCUUCAGUCACGCAGGGGUGCUCUCCACCUCCCCAACCUGCAGCAGUGGAAGAGUGGUUCAGGUGUGGCUGGUGCUAAGCUCCACACCCACACCUCCCUCCCCUGCUCUGUUUUCUGCACAAGGAGGCCAUUGCUAGUGGAUGUCAUGGGGACAGUAGAAAGAAUUAGGACAGGGAAGCCACGGCCUACUUCCUCCAUCUGUCUCAGGGCUCGGGCUGGGGUGCUCACCUUAUGGGGGACAGCUCCUUGGUAACAGGCCUCACUACCCAGUUGGCUAGGAGAUGGUGAGGUUCUGUGGCCACAUUCCUGGACAGAGGGAGCCCCAUGCCAAACUGCAGCCCGAGGGCCCCUGCUCUUGUCUACCCCCACCAUCCCGGCCUCACUAGGGGUCAGCUGACUGGACCCCUGCUGCCUGCACACAGGUCCUUACCAGGCCAGCAGGCUGCAUGGUUCUCCGUUCAGGGCACCAGGACAGGUUCCAUGCCAGUCAUGUGCACAGGGAGCCUGGUGCUGGGUGGUAGGUGCAUGAAGACCUGAGUUGAGAGAGAACAGCCCUACCACUGCCUCUGGGUGGGGCUGUGGCAUGUCAUUCUGUCAUUGUAAUAUAAAUACAGAUUUUUAUACCUCA
Cavia porcellus (domestic guinea pig) is the source of this 3493-nucleotide messenger RNA. RefSeq names its product MAX dimerization protein 4 (gene Mxd4). NCBI's taxonomy places the organism in Eukaryota, Metazoa, Chordata, Mammalia, Rodentia, Caviidae. Gene Ontology annotation, molecular function: protein dimerization activity; DNA-binding transcription factor activity, RNA polymerase II-specific; RNA polymerase II cis-regulatory region sequence-specific DNA binding. Gene Ontology annotation, biological process: regulation of transcription by RNA polymerase II. The transcript has 7 exons. Bases 135 to 893 code for a protein of 252 amino acids. The record is from RefSeq and is a predicted model, not a curated record.